Molecule: messenger RNA, 891 nt
Organism: Oncorhynchus gorbuscha (pink salmon)
Lineage: Eukaryota; Metazoa; Chordata; Actinopteri; Salmoniformes; Salmonidae
Product: protein 4.1-like
Exons: 4
Coding region: 1-891 (296 amino acids)
Source: RefSeq, a predicted model, not a curated record
AUGGUCAGUGCUGCUAAAAGCUGCUCUUUAGAGUCAUUGAAUGUGUACCAUGACAACAGAGGCCAGCGCGGUGGGCGAGGCGGACACAGAGGGCAAGCCGAAGCCCAGUGUAGCAGAGGCAGAGAGAAGACCGGAGAACAAGCAGAGCUCGGAGGCAGAGAUACACCUGGAGAACACAAGCAGAGCCCAGAGCCAGAAACAGAGAGAGAACCGGAGAACAAGCAGAGCCCGGAGCCAGAAACAGAGAGAGAACCGGAGAACAAGCAGAGCACGGAGGCAGAGAUACAACUGGAGAACAAGCAGAGCCCAGAGGCAGCAGCAGCGGGGCCAGAGAGGGAGAAGCCCAGCCAGAAGACCCAGGAGCAGGCCUCAGAGCCUGGCUCCACAGAGACCCCCAUCUUCACCACCACCACUGAGGAGGAGCAGCUAGUGAAGCCCCGCCAGCGCACCUCAGCCAGCCGGGGCCUCUCACGCCUCUUCUCCUCCUUCCUCAAGCGGCGCUCGCAGUGCUCAGACGUAGAGUGGGCUGAGGUCGAGAAGGCGGAGAAGGACAGGAAAGAGAAGGCAGAGGCUGGAACAAAGGAGGAAAAGUUAGAGCAGGCCAAGGGGGAGGAGAAGAAAGAGCCAGAGGAAAGGGGGGGGAAGAAAGAGGAGGAAGAAGCAGCAAAGAAAAAAGCAGGGGAGGAGCACAAAGCAGGGGAGCAGUCCACAACAGAGGUGCAGGUGAAAGCCCCCAUCGCGGCCCCGGAGCCAGAGCUCAGAGCAGAGGCGGAGGGGGAGGCUGAACAGGAGAGGCAGGAGGAGCAGGUAGAGGCCCAGGACCAUCACUCCAUCAGCAGUGCAGAGACACAGGUGAGUGAGGGAGACAGACACAGUGAACUUCUCACCUAG